This is a messenger RNA of Cylicocyclus nassatus, 282 nucleotides long. NCBI's taxonomy places the organism in Eukaryota, Metazoa, Nematoda, Chromadorea, Rhabditida, Strongylidae. The record is from the annotation of a GenBank genome assembly.
AUGAAAUCCUCUAUAGCCCUUACGGAAAGGGAGAGAGAAGCCGUUGAUUCCAUAACGUUCGUGCAUAAUCACGAUUAUCUCAGAUCUUUUGCAAGAAAAAAGUCAUGUUACGUUUGCCUCUUCUUGCGCCAUCUUUCGUUUCAGAUAGAUUCUCCACAUUUCUUUCGGCGAGAAGUGGUACGUUUGAAUCGCCGAACGUGUGAGGGCUUCAAACGGCACAAUUUCAAUAUUCGCACUGUGAUAUUCAAUGAUUGCAUGCGUCUCAUCGAUUAUCCAAUCUGA